Messenger RNA from Schistocerca serialis cubense, 2915 nucleotides. Its product is annotated as germinal-center associated nuclear protein-like. The transcript is spliced from 15 exons. The record is from RefSeq and is a predicted model, not a curated record. Lineage: Eukaryota; Metazoa; Arthropoda; Insecta; Orthoptera; Acrididae. The coding region runs from base 63 to 2606 and encodes 847 amino acids.
AAUGCUGUGUUGUUGUUGUGCAAGAGGAGCAUGUGAAAGCUGUAGAAAGGAACAGAAACGAAAUGUUACUUCAGAAACGGCAGAGGCUGGUGGAAGAAGCUGCAGAAUCAUUGUUGGAUGAGCUUAUAUAUGAAGUUGGAACUGAGCUUAUCAGGGACAUUGUUUACACGCUUGCUAAGGAAAUCAUAUAUGAAGAAAUUUUCUAUUCUAUCCUGGAUGAUGAAAUAGAACUGCUUGUUGAAACAACAAUGGAUAAUGCAAGGAAACAACGCUUGCAGGAAAUCUCGCAUAACAUUGCUAACAGAAAAUUGCUGUACUAUUUAAAUAAAUGGAGAUGUAGAGCACACAAGAUGAGUAAGAGGAGAGAGUUCUUGAGAUCUUUUUCAUUCCAGCCAUCCAAUUUGAAUCUUCAAGAGCAGGCAGAUCUGUUAGAAGUAUAUGGAAUUUCAAAAGAAUAUGAUUUGCAAUCGCAGAGGUUGUUUUCUCAGCAAGCUUCUGUUUUCAAACCAUUCUUGCAAAUCCCUCCACUUCCAAAUAUUGGUGUUUUGGAAGUUGAUAAAAUAGUUGAAGAUGAUCUUACUAAACGUCUAAGAGAAAUGGAACAAGACUUUUCAGAUGUGUUUUGGAAAAUGAUGGUCUCCAUUCCUGAUACUGAAGAAUCUCCUCAUUAUUCAGACUUACUUGUAAAUUGGACAGAUCAGCUGUUCCACAAAAAUUUGUUAUCUGAUGAUGACGUUCAUCUGUUAGAAUCAGAUGUACUAAUGAAAACUGAAGUCAAAACUGCUCUCCAUACAGUACUGGGGAUUUGUGUUCAGAGGAUUACUGGUGUUGCACCCACUCAAGGUUCAGUACCUACUGAAGCAAAUUAUAGAGGAACUAAUGGAAUACUGUUCUUACUUUCAAAUAUUGUGGAAGGCACCGACAAAUCUUGUAGACGUCUUAUCAGGCUAUUGAGAGCUCUGUCACCACAACCCCGUGUACCAGUGGCAAUCAUUGAUCUCCAACAGUUUGACAGCAUGAAAAGCUGUUUAAAUGAGAAAUGGUUGCAUGAUAUUAAAAAUGGACAAGUACUUGCAGAUUUCAAUAUCUUCCAAGGAAAUAUCAGAUCUAAGAACAGCAUUAAAGAAAUGAUGGUGUCAGCACUAAAAUGGCUCGCGAGUAAAAGGCCACGUACACCACCUGUUUACAUAUGCUAUCUGCCACAAUUGUGGGACACCUGUUUUACUGAGAAAUUCUGGUCCAAAAUUGAAUGGUCUCUAGCAGACAAUUCAGUUUUUGUAAUGCAGCAGAAUCCCAAGACUAUUAUUCAUCUAUAUAAUGCAGCAAUUGAUAGACUGCUGUUUGCUUGUCUGGAUGAGGAUCUCUUAGAAUACUCAUUUGGACCACCAGAAUUUGAGGAUCAUUUAGAUGAUCCCUCACAGCACGCAAGUGGAUUCCAAGUGUGCCCAAAGUACUGGGGAUCUCCACACUACUGCAAAUUUUUGUUUGAUUUGAUGCAUAGUCUCCAAUUGUCAGAAGACAUUAGUUGGCCACCUGUAAAUUAUGUUGAUCUCCUUAAGUCUCUUGAGCAGUAUUGUACAGAAAAUCAGCUGCAGUAUGCAGUGUGGGAUAUAAACAGGCUUUUUGAACAUUACCUCAGGGAUGUUAUCAAGGAAGGCCAUGAAGAUUUAGAUUUCAAACAGUUUUUAGCUGAUUUCCCAUGGAUAAAGUUGGUAGAGAUUUUGGCUGAACAUAAACUGAGGAAUACUGAUUACACCGAUCCAUUUGUCAAAGGAUAUAGUAAGAGACCAAUUGUAGUGAUUGUAAGGAAAUCAUUUUUGGAGGUAUUUCUAACAACUCCAUGGUGGUUAUCAGAGGCAGAAUCAUUACAGUCAGGUCAACAGGCACCAAAUGAGCCAGAAAUCAUGAACACUACACCCCAAAAAGAAGCUGAAAUCCUACUUGAAUGCCUAGAAACAAAAGUUGAUGAACCAGUCCAACUGGCAGACAGGUCAUGUCUUGAUAAGCAGGGUAGCCCUGUCAUGCAUGGGAGUAUGAGAUUAAGGAAUGUUUUAAGAGAAGUAUCUUUGUUGGAAAAUAAGGUGGACCACCUGGAGAAGCAACAGAGUUCCAUACUAGCAAAGCUGGAAAAGGAGUUAAUAUCUGGUGCUGUUGAUUUUCCACAUCACUCAGUGUCUUGGAAGUCAGAUGCUGAAAGAAUUACUCCAUCAUUCAAGUCUGAGGAUAGACUAAAAAUGUGCAGAAAUAGUGUUGAUGCAGCUGCCCUGCUGGAUUCUGAGAUGAAGGCACUCUCAUCAAGGCAAGAAAAAGUUUUGGAGGACUUGGCAAGAAGUAUUAAUGAAGCGAGUAUUGACAUUUUAUGUCACACUGUCUCACCAAAAUCUGACUGUGAAGGAAUCACUUCUUCACCCAGGUCAUUCCAGUCACAGAGGAAACUGAAACGUAGCAGGAAUGCUGUUGAUGCAGCUGCAUUGCUAGCCUCAGAAUUAAAGAUACUUUCAUCACGACAGGAAAAAAUAUUGGAGGAUCUAGAAAGAAGUAUUGAAGAAGAGAAUUUUAUACUUGAGCACCAGGGAAAAAAGAAAUUAAAAAUAGAUGAGCUGUAACAGCUUUAAAAGUACAUUGAGUUUGAAUGGAAAAUGGUGUGCAGUGAUGCAAAGGAGUUGUUGUACUUCUCCCCAAGCUUGCAAUUAGUAUACCACAAAGUAGAGAGCAAUGUGUUUUGCAUGUGCUGCAUUAUUCUCACAAAAGGAAGAAACAUUAUUUUUAUAUAUUUCAAUCUGGCCGACAAUUCGUAAUACGAACUGUGAUAUGCAACAGUUCUCUUGUAUGGAUGUUUUUUCCUCCUUAACACAAAAUGGAGAUGAACUGAAAUGUUUUUAGCUUUUGUAAUAAAACAUUCACUUUUAUAAUUA